AUGUCGCUCGAAAGCAAACCCCUGACGUCUCGUCCUUGGGAAGACUCCGUCAUACUCAAGCAUCUGAACACAUUAAAAAGGGACGAAGAAAAGCAGAUUAUCACUCAACGCGCCAAAACCAUAAACGACACUGAAAAUCAACAUCUAGCUCAUGCUGGCUACAAUGAAAGCGUUCUUACUAUUGGAAAAGAGGGGUUUUUCCUUCGAAAACAAGAUGGUCAAGCGAAAAAAUUGCCGCCAAGCUGGCUGACUAUUCAUGAAACCGUGGUUCAUGAGAAUGAGACGGAAAAGAAACGUAGCCAAGAAAAUUCUAUCCAGACAACCGAACAUUUUGCCGGAAGGAAUGAUUCUUUUUCAACUACAUCUUCGGCGCCAAUAGCAAAUGGGACUCCUCUUUUGACUGACGAUCUCGCUGUUAUUCCUCAUACAACCAAAGAGGAUUUGGCAAAGAAAGUAGAGCCCAAGAAAAUGGACAAGUCAUCACCGAGCCAUCAACAGCAACCGACUGAACUCCCAUCUGUUGAUCUGACGAUCCCUAGUAGACGACGGGUGAGGCGGCAUGUUGGACAGAUCAAGCAUCAGGAAUCGGGAGGAAUGGUUGAUGAUGCGCUUGCAUUGGAUGAGUUUGACUGGGAAACUCCAGAAGAACAGCUUCCAAAAGGCAGGAAAGCGAAAGAUGCGAAUGGAUGGUUGGAAAUUGACAUGAAAUCACCUACGAAACCAACGCCGGUUCGAUUCCUAGAAAACAAGUUGCCCAUAGUCACUGCUGAUGAUUAUUAUGACCAACAAGGAGAGGAAGAAGUUCCUACCACUGGUUAUCAGAGAUUGUGUGCGGGAGGUAGUUGUUCAACACCCAUUAUACCUUCAAUGAUUGACAAGGAAAUAUCCAGUAGUGAGCCGGCAAUCCAGGAUGAUCAUGUGGAACCCAGGACCUUCUGGGAGAAAGGUCUUUGGCUGACUGCAAGUGGAAUUGCGAUGUUCGUUGAAAGUGAACUGAACACAGUUGUGCGCCAUGCAUUUGACGCAAGUCAAGCAUUUCCCGCAGAUCGUUCCUUGAAAGCUGAGCAGAACAAAUAUUCUUCGCAUUACCCGUGAAGAAUUUUCCUGCACGUGAACGUCGUCAAAAUUAUCAAAUUUCACACGUCGGAGAAAGAAAUGAAAGAUCACCAUGGACGCCAAACAUCCUCAUCACUUGAAUAAUAACCUGACGAGCCGUGACUUCCGUACGACGAAGCACAAGAAGAUGACGAAGAUUUUUUCGCACCCACUCGCAAAUCGAGUCCUUCAUCAUCUUCCGAACCUGACGAGAAACCACCAGAUGCCACACGACGAUCGUCACGCACCAACACACGAACUGGCAUGAGAAGACCUGCGCGAGAAGCACGAGACGCAAAAUCCCCAUGCAUCAUCAUGGUCUCAUCGACUGAUGACGAUGUUGAAGCAGAUGAGGCAGCUCGCAUUCGGUGCAAGGCUUUCUGAUAUGGAGCCAUAGCAGCCAAAGGUGAUGGUGGCGGUGAUACAAUUGGGUCUUGUCGAACUGCAACAGGUGUGGUGACACGGAUGGGAGAGGUUUUGUCUGCCGUAUCCAUCACCAUGAGACAUUCGUGCAAGUGUGACAUAAGUCCACGGGUAGCUGGAUGCAUAUUCUCUUCUGACGAAACUCUCUGCGCAACCUGGAGAAUAAAAUAACUUAUCCGUCAAAAA
Notodromas monacha is the source of this 1704-nucleotide messenger RNA. NCBI's taxonomy places the organism in Eukaryota, Metazoa, Arthropoda, Ostracoda, Podocopida, Cyprididae. The record is from the annotation of a GenBank genome assembly.